AAUUUAGCCAUUAGCUGAGACUUAAAUACAUUUGAAUAUAAGGGGUUUGUAAACUAUGCCACAUCUUAGAUUUCAUAUAUUUUCGUUGUUGUUGUCAUUUAACUUGUUGGUCGAAGUAGAGACUAAUUUAGUAUUCUGCCUGAACUUGAGCACUAACCAGUGGGAGGUGGUCAGUUUUGUGACUCAGAUUUCAAGAGUUCUUGCUGUUCUGUCUGAUUUGUCAAGGAGCUGGAAUAAACUUCACUUUUGUGUGUGCAUAGAACCAUCUUCUAUCUUAAUCUGUGCUGUAAUGUGUCCAUACCUGUAGGUGUUGAAGCAGGAAAAAUUGUUUUCUGUUCUAUCCCUACAUAGUAGAAAGGUUAGAUCACACAGUUGGAUUUUUCUCUCCCAUCCAACUUCUGGUGCUGUUUUUUACUGUUGGUUGUUGUUGUUUUGGUUAUGUGCUUUGUGUUUUCUUUCAUAAACAGUAGUUUUGGAUCCAGAAUUCAAACGAAUGUUGUAUUUCUCAUAAUCCUGUACUUUAGGGAUUAUGUUCUGUCUUCUUAGGCCUGGGCUAGAAGCACAGUUUUAGGGAAGGCUACCUCCUUUUCUUCAGCAUCACAAAAAAUAUGCAUAAAUACAAGCCCACUACACCCACUGGAAGAAUGCAGCUUUUACCAUAGAUCACAGUUCUCAUCCAACAGGACACAUGGCUCUUUUAAAGAAAGUUAACCAGAUCUUACUGUUACUUCUUGUCUUAACCGUGUGCGCUAUUCUGUAUAACAAAGUUCACCAAGUGCCCUUGGCAUUAAGAAAUGAAACAGUCCAGUCAACCUGCAAGUGGUUCUGCAUUAGCAGCAGUUCAAGCUGUGUGCCUUGCAAGAUGGGGAUGUGUAUAGGAUGUGUGGAUUUAGAGAGCCCUGAGGAAAUGGAGGAAGAAAUCCCAGUGGUGAUCUGCGCUGCUGCGGGCAGGAUGGGUGCAGCGGUGGCAGCGAUCAGCAGCAUCUACAGCAACACAGAGGCCAAUGUUUUGUUCUACAUCAUUGGGCUGAAGACAACCAUCCCACACAUUCGAAAAUGGAUUGAAAAUUCUAAACUGAAAGAAAUAAAAUUUAAGGUUGUGGAAUUCAAUCCUAUGGUACUAAAAGGAAAAAUCAGACAAGAUGCAUCACGUCCUGAGCUUCUUCAACCUCUGAACUUCGUUCGAUUUUAUCUCCCUUUGCUUAUCCAGAAGCAUGAGAAAGUAAUAUAUUUGGAUGAUGAUGUCAUUGUUCAAGGUGACAUCCAGGAACUCUACAAUACUAAGUUAGCUCCUGGACAUGCAGCAGCUUUUUCAGAUGAUUGCGAUCUGCCUUCUACACAUGAAAUGGUUAGAAGUGUAGGGAUGCAGAACACAUACAUGGGAUUCCUGGACUACAGAAAGCAAGCGAUUAGAGAUCUUGGCAUCAGCCCCAGUACCUGCUCCUUUAAUCCUGGAGUAAUUGUUGGUAACAUGACUGAAUGGAAACAUCAGCGGAUUACAAAGCAGUUGGAAAAGUGGAUGCAAAGAAACGUAGAGGAAAACCUCUAUAGCAGUACCCUUGGGGGUGGUGUGGCAACCUCCCCAAUGCUGAUUGUAUUUCAUGGAAAAUAUUCCUCUAUUAAUCCUAUGUGGCACAUAAGGCAUCUUGGUUGGAGUCCUGAUGCCCGUUACUCAGAGCAAUUUCUUCAAGAAGCUAAAUUACUUCAUUGGAAUGGGAGAUACAAACCUUGGGACUACCCCAGUGUCCACACUGAUCUCUGGGAAAACUGGUUUAUUCCUGACCCCUCAGGGAAGUUCAAAUUAACUCGUCCUGACAGCUGAUACUGACACACUGCAUAACGUAGUGUAUGGGAUGCAUUUAAUAGUUUGAGACGCAACAUGUUGUAUGAGUGACUGAUUUUAGAAAACGAAGUAUUUGUUAAAAAUAUGAAUAAUUGACCAUCAGUUUUGUGUGCUUAUGGCAGGUGAGGGAGGCCAGAGUGACCAAUACAUAGUUCAGAUUAUCUUGACUUUCAUGUAAGGUGAGGAAACAAGUUUAUUUGACAAUGAAGUACUUUCAUUAAACACUUACAGAGGUGAAAUUCAGUGUCAGACAGAGUGCUUUAAUUUAAGGUCUUUCUCAGUAAGAUUCCAAUGUCUUCUGGUAGGAAAAAAACUACACAGGAGAUAGCUGCAGUGUUACGUACAAGAAGUGUUUAGUUAUCUAGCCCACAUAAACAGCCUGAAUUGAAAACCUGGGCACAUAUUACAGUGUUCUGUUGUGUGGUGACUGUUUUGUGGCAUCUCUGACUAUAACCCAUCCUGUAGUGCACUUAAUAAGAUGCAAAAUACAUUCCAAUACACUGCAGUACAAUUCCUGAUUUUAUUGUGAAACAUUGAUAGAUUUAAGACAGAUUAAGAACUUCUGUAUCACUGUAACAAAAAGAGCACCAGUUUUGAGGGAGGACACAGAAUUGCAGUAUUUAGUGGAAUGGUCAUUGCACGCUCAACUGUAUUUCAUACCCAGAUAACCAAGUGGGUGAUUCCAUUAAGGAAGAGACCUUUCCCUUCCAAUCAAACAGGACAGCCUUUCAGGAGUUACAUCCUACUGUGCUACAUACUUAGCAGUGCUAAUUUCAUGCUUCUAAUUUUGUUGAAAAUAAAACUAAAUUGUAACAAAUCCCUGAUGCAAGAUACUUUGAGCACCUGCAGGAAAACAUCCAUGUAAACAGCAAUACAUGAUACAGUACACUUUAAAUAACAGAAAAGUCCUAUACCUUUCUGACAAUAUGUGGAACAGUUUUAUGCUGCAGCUAAUAAACACAAUCAGACUCAUAAUGCACACUCACUCAAUUGAAGAUUCUCAGAAUUAAACCACAUAAUUUGGGAAGAAACUGUAAACAUCAAGCCUGCCUCACAACAUGUUGACAGUGUGUGAUCUCUGUAAGAGGUGUUACAGCAGGAUUAGAACGUACACUAACCAGUUACACACAACUGACAACUGUCACUAGCUGUGAGGAGAGGAUAAGUCACAUUGGUACAGGAAUCUCUGACCAGCAUGGAGUGUGGAGAUACUGUUUGUGUCUGUUUUCAAGUAUGUGAAGCACCAAAUGUUGUAAGAUCAUCAAAACUUUAAUGUUUUGAUCAGCUUAUUGCUUUUACUUCAUCUUUUCCUUACAUGAUAAAAGAGGGAAAGAAGAUGAGAGUUAGGCACCAGGAUGAUUUUUUUUUCUCAGUCAUAUUGGACAAAAAUGUGUAUCAUUUAGGCAAGUUCCUUAGAAGAGAGUUUCUACAGACAAUUUCUUAUUCAUGGAACAGCUGUCCCUGUAUUCAACUCAGUGUUUUUAAAUUUUAAGUGGAAUAAAGGGAACAACCUCUAAGGUACUACAGAUUGAAGAGAGCUUAAUGUUAAAAAUUGCUAAACUGCAAAUCUCUUUCAUCCUGUGCUAAUUGUACAUGAUGUAAAUAACAUAGUUGUAUAUGACUUUUAAGAGAAUGCAGUCUUUCAGUUCUCUGUCUCAUUCAAAGGUGUUAUCUCCUGCUAAAAAUCAGGUGAAGGGACUAACUUCAUGGAAAUGAUGGAGUUUAAAUACCACAGAAUUCAAGAACUACCACUGCUCUUUGUUUUUGCUUUUUUUUAAAAGCAAUUCCAGUUCCUUACAUUGUAAUUUAAGGGGGAAAGAGAUGGAGUGGUAGAGAAACCUUAUCCUAAGAGAGCUCAGCUAGGAUAUUUAGACCCUGUCCUGUGUGACAGAAGUUUUCCUCCCCAGUGCUGUGACUUGAGAUGAUGUCUUCACUCCCUUCAUCCUAAAUUACGGUACACUCACUGAAGAGACAGAGCUGUCUUGUCCCACCCAGAAAACAGCACCUAUAGCUGCAGAACACAACUUUCUACUUUUUUAAGAUGGUAAAAGGCAGGAUUAAAAAGCACCAU
Pyrgilauda ruficollis (rufous-necked snowfinch) is the source of this 3914-nucleotide messenger RNA. RefSeq names its product glycosyltransferase 8 domain containing 2 (gene GLT8D2). The transcript is spliced from 11 exons. Gene Ontology annotation, molecular function: glycosyltransferase activity. NCBI's taxonomy places the organism in Eukaryota, Metazoa, Chordata, Aves, Passeriformes, Passeridae. The record is from RefSeq and is a predicted model, not a curated record. The coding region runs from base 689 to 1822 and encodes 377 amino acids. Gene Ontology annotation, cellular component: Golgi apparatus.